Molecule: messenger RNA, 723 nt
Organism: Sordaria macrospora k-hell
Lineage: Eukaryota; Fungi; Ascomycota; Sordariomycetes; Sordariales; Sordariaceae
Cellular component (GO): cytoplasm
Molecular function (GO): gluconokinase activity
Source: RefSeq, a predicted model, not a curated record
AUGCUUUCGUACAAUACCCCUAUGUCGGUUAACGGUCAGAACGCUGGACCGACCGGCGGCAUGUCAGCGCGACUCCCAGUAAAGAAUGUCGGAAACAUCGCCUCUGUCAAUGGAGUGUCAUCCAAUGAUGCAGUGUCAGGAACGGGACGGCACAGUCCCAAGGAGCAGCAUAUCUGGCUGGUCACCGGACCUGCUGGAUGCGGCAAGAGCACGGUGGCAAGGUAUCUUGCGGAAUCUCUACAUUGGCCCUAUAUUGAGGGUGACGAGUUUCAUCCAUCAGCCAACAUCGAGAAGAUGAGCGCCGGUAUCCCCCUUACCGAUGCGGACCGGUGGGAUUGGCUCACGGCUCUCCGCGAGGCUUCAAUCCGGGCUCUUGAUCAGGGCAAUGACGGCGUAGUUUUGACGUGCUCUGCGUUGAAGCGCAAGUACCGUGAUGUCAUCCGAGUGGCUCCCUACUUCACCCCGAAUCUCCACCUUCACUUCAUCUACCUCGAUGCGUCUGAGGAGAUCCUCCUUCAGCGAGUCCUUGCGCGCCAAAACCAUUACAUGGGUGCCAACAUGGUUCACAGCCAGUUUGAGGCUCUUGAGCCACCAACGUCCGCCGAGACGGACGUGAUCCCCAUUGACGUGAGCCGUCCUGCCGAGGUGGUUAUGGCAGAUGCUCUAAACCAGGUUCUCCAUACGAUUGAUGGAAUCCAGAUCCAGAAGGACCAAUCGCAAUGA